UGGUGCAGAAAAACUUGGAAAAAAUACUGCAUUCAUACUGUGAGGAGAAAAGGAAUACACCUCAGGCAAGUGCACUUUACUGAACCUGCUGAUUUUGUUGUUCUUGCCAUGAAGGCAUCAAUCAUUGCAGCCUUCUUUGCUUUGUUUCUGACUUGUACAUAUGCAACUAAAGAAGCUACAAAGAAGAACAAAAAGGCUAAACUAUAUGUACCUGAGAUAGACUGCGAUAUCAAAGCAGGGAAGAUAAUCAAUCCAGAAUUCAUUGCAAAAUGUCCACCGGGAUGUCAAGACAUAAAAUACCGUGUUUAUGGCACCGACAUUUAUGCUUCUUUUUCCAGUGUGUGCAGUGCUGCUAUUCACAGUGGUACUAUUGACAACUCAGGAGGGAAGAUCCUUGUUCAGAAAGUUGCUGGACAAUCUGGUUACAGAGGGAGCUUCUCCAGUGGAAUCCGAUCCUUGUCCCUACCACGCUGGAGGGAGUCCUUCAUUGUUUCAGAAGGCAAACCAAAGAAAGGUGUGACAUACCCAUCAACUCUUGAAUAUUCUUCCUCAAAAAGCUCACCUGCUAAAGCAGAACCUAAAAAGUUGGCACACGAUAUAAAGGCUACCAAGAAUACAGACACCUCUAAUGCAUCAGAAAAAUCACCUGAACAAGCCGAUGCACUCCGCAAAGAAUAUCAGACGUCUCCGGGACCGGUACCAACUACACAAGUUACCACCACAACUCUGAAGCCAACCACAAUUCUGGAACCCAUCAGCACAACACCAAAGCCAACGACAAUCCCUGCAACAACCAGCACUACAACUACUAUUACCGCUGCCAGACCUCGACCUGCAGUGCAUAGGGUCAGGGAUACAGGUCCUAGCAGCGUCCAUCCAGCUUACUCAGCUGUGGCAGCUGCAGCAUCAAGGCAGAUUCAGGCUGCACAAGGAAGAGGCCAGAAUCAAGGUAUUCAACGCCAAGAGCCUGUCGCAGCCUUCCGGAAACCUGCCGGGUCUCCAGUCCAUCUCGCUUUGGAAACUGAAUUGUGGAAACCUGGAUCAAGCCUUUUUGACACAGGCGUCAGUUCAAAGGAAGAAUUGAAUCCGAAACCUUUGGAGCCAGUUUCCCAGGGAAACCCAAACUGCAAAGUUGAUUUGUCCUUCUUGAUUGACGGGAGCUGGAGCAUCGGUAAACGCCGUUUUCAGAUCCAAAAACAAUUCCUCAGUGAUGUGGCUCAAGCUCUUGAUGUUGGCAUAGCUGGUCCUCUCAUGGGCAUUGUUCAGUAUGGUGAUGACCCUUCUACAGAAUUUAACCUCAAAACUCAUGCAAACUCCCGGGAUGUGAAAAAUGCCAUUGAGAAAAUUCCACAGAAAGGAGGACGUUCCAAUGUUGGGAAAGCACUUUCAUUUGUUAACAAAAACUUCUUUUUGGAUACCAAUGGAAACCGAGGUGGAGCACCCAAUGUGGCCAUAGUGCUGGUGGAUGGAUGGCCCACCGAUAAGGUGGAGGAGGCCUCCAGACUGGCGAGAGAAUCUGGAAUCAACAUUUUCUUUGUCACCAUUGAAGGAGCUGAUGAAAAUGAAAAACAGAAUGUUAUUGAACCCAACUUUGUGGACAAGGCUGUAUGCAGAACAAAUGGCUUCUAUUCCAUUAACGUGCCAAGCUGGUUCAAUCUACGCAAGGUAGUCCAGACCUUGGUGAAACGGGUCUGUGACACCGCUCGGCUGGCUUGCAGCAAGACGUGUCUAAAUUCAGCUGACAUUGGCUUUGUAAUUGAUGGUUCCAGCAGCGUUGGCACUGGCAAUUUCCGCACUGUCCUCCAAUUUGUAGCCAACAUAAGCAAAGAAUUUGAGAUUUCAGACACCGACACCCGUAUUGGAGCUGUGCAGUACACCUAUGAGCAGAGGCUGGAGUUUGGAUUUGACAAACACAGCACUAAGCAAGAUGUUCUGAAUGCUAUUAAGCGAAUCAACUACUGGAGUGGAGGGACCAGCACUGGAGCAGCCAUCAACUAUGCCUCUGAACAGCUCUUCAGCAAAUCCAAACCCAACAAGAGGAAGAUAAUGGUUCUCAUUACAGAUGGCAGGUCUUAUGAUGAUGUCAGAGUGCCAGCCACGACAGCUCAUCAAAAUGGGGUCAUAGCUUAUUCUGUUGGAAUUGCAUGGGCAGCCCAGGAUGAACUGGAAGCCAUUGCAACAGACCCGGAUAAAGAACAUUCCUUCUUCGUGGAUGAAUUUGACCACCUCUACAGAUUCGUUCCUAGGAUCAUCCAGAACAUUUGUACAGAGUUUAAUUCACAACCCCGGAACUGAUGAAAGUAGGCAAAGCAUUAUACUAACGCUGGGUCACUGGGUGUCAUGCAGGAGAUACACAAAAUGCUAUACAAGUAAUGCCAGCUAUGAGUCCAAGAAAUACUAGAAGAGUUAUUCUCUGGCAUUUUUCAGUUAAAGCUGAUUUCAGCUCUAUUCCCUAUGCAUGAUAAAGCUCUGUGUAGACAGGCAUUUUUAUUUUACCUUUUUUUCUGGCUUCAAAACUCUGACUUGGUUGGAUAGACAAAGACAGUUAUAACCCUUGAAAAGAUAAAUCAAGUGACUCAGCUUUGUAGAUUGAAAAUUUGUUUCCAGAAGAGAGAUUUGAAAAGGUUUUUCAAUGUAGAUCCCAGGGACAUUUUCAUUUGGCCUUUGUGUAUUGCAGAAGCUCUCUUUAAAGACAUUCUCUAUCACAGUGCUUCUCAAACUGUGGUCUGUGGACCACUGGUGAUCUGUGGAACACUGCCGGUUAGAGACCAAGCUGUGUCUAUCAGAGUGGUGAAGCAUCUCUGUCUUCUAGCAGUGAUGCUUCCUGCUAGUUGUUGUCCAGACCAGGACUCUCAGGGUUUCCAGAGAUGCUUUCCAACAAAAUCCAGAACACCUUUUUUUAAAACCUUGGACAGCUGUUUUAUGUCUCUCUGACAGGUUUUCAUUUGGUAUAAUUUCAAGCUGAUAUACUAACAGGAGAAAGAGCCAAACUGCAAAGUGACCUGGAUAGAUUAGAGCAGUGGGGUCUGCAGGCAUUUACUGAACUUAAUAAAGUUCUGCACCUAUGGAGAGGAAGCAGCUGAUGUACAUACAAAAUUGGGAACAUGGAAUCCAGAAUCCCCACCCAUUGCAUUAGAGGGAGUUUAUUUAGAAUCUUUUCCUCUUAACGUUGUCCUAUUGUCAGUGUCCAAGCACGAUAGUUACUGCAAGAAGGGUCUGGGCUCAGGGAGGAGAUACCAUUGGAAGGGCCUCCGUCUUAAGUGGUACACAAUAUGAAAAAAGUUUGAGAACCACUGCGUUAUCACCAAACCAUUCCUCUUUUAGGUUUCACCCUGAAGUAUGGAUGGAGAUCAAUAGCAUGAAGAGAAAAGAUUGUUCUAGAGUUGUUUUGUUAAGGAUUUAAGAGAAACACAGUCUGACUGUAUUAUUGGAUAUUAUACAUUGGCAAAAGCAGGACUUCCCAAUGGUAGAGACACACACUGUAGAUGAAGUAUUUGGGGUUGGUUUUGUGUCUGUUGGUUCACAGAGUAUGCUUGUCAAUUGUGCUUGACCAAGCCAAUUAUACUAUUAUGAUGCUGCCUUCUUAAAUGAGGAACUAAUCUUCAGCAAAUGAUGCCAGAAGUGAUAUAUUACUGAAGUCUUGAAAGACUUGGGCUUUAGUUGGUGUCAGCUGGCAUCUAUUUUUUUCACCCACUAAAACUUCAUAAUAUAUGUUCAUUGUUUAUCACAGUUCAUGGAGGGAAAGGGGAGAAGAGUUAAAUAUUACUUGAGAGAAACAAGACUGUUCAUGAACUUCCCUGGAUAUUGGAAUUUGUAGUCCACAAUGCCCGGGGGGCGGGAGGAAAGGGUAAGAAAUUAAUGAUGAAAUAUUAAAUGAGUUUUUGUGGCUCAAUUCUCAUAGCUACUACACUUUGAAUAAAUAACAGGAUCUGAAUGCAAACAUGUCAUUCAAAUUAAUUACUACUCAAAAACAUCAUUAGAAAUACAAUCCUUCCAACCCUAAUUAGCCAAAAGAAAUCAUUUAAUCAGAGACAGAGGUGAAGGGAUCUGUGCCAAUCUGGAGUGAUUGCCUGUAGGCAUGCAUUACUUCACAAUACAGAUACCCUGAAAUAGAAUUAGUAGAACAAGGAGAUUAUCAAGUUAUUGCAUUGAUGAGGUUUUGCAGCCUUCCAUCAGCAAAACACACACACUUCAAAGACACUUUGUACCCUCACUGGCCCAAAUUCUGACACCAUUCAUAAACCCUGAGUAGACCAGUUUUGCGCAGGGGGUCUAACAUGGGAAUAUGAAGUUAGGAGCAAUAAGGGCAAAUUUGCAUGCGUUAGGACAUAUUUUCAUUUCUUUGAACAUUUUAGUCUUAAAAAAUAGCAAACUUGAUAAGCAUUUACCAUGGUGGUUUUCAAAUGCUCUUCACUUAUGUGUAAAAGUUCAAUGACCAUCCUCCAUAUCAAGCAUGCAAGAUUAUUUUUCAAAAGGCAACAAGGUAAACCACUUAAAAAAACCCAAACCAUAAACUUAUUGAACAACUGUUUUGUAUGGUGACUGAAUGUCACGAGAAUUUCAUUGCCUAAGUCUUUGAAGUGAUCCUUAAAUUGUCAGAUUCCCCAAAAGUGAUUUUUGUUUUUGUUUUUAAAUGUCUCAUUUUAAGUAUCUUUUUCAUAAACACUGUAAAUUAAAAGAUAAGGGCUUAUUCUACAGUUGUGGAAUUACCACUGAUAUCAAUGGGAAUCCAGUGCAUAGAAGAAGUGUAGAUAUAUCCUCUUAUACAUUAAAAAACAUUUACCUUGGACAGCAACCAAAGUACAGGUCAUCUGCUGAAAAGCCCCUGCAAAGAACGUGUUGUUAAAACAUGGGAUAGUAAGUUAUCUGUAAACCGUCUCAUAAAAAGUUUUUUUUCUUGUAUAUUUGUUUGUGAAGAAAGCAGAGUUCCUUUUGUAACACGUCUGAGCUACUUUAAGAGCUUUUCAUAAUACAAGUUGCUAAACCUUUUGCAAUAAAAAACAUAAAAGGUGUAUGCAGUACAGCUUGCAUAUGGAAGACAAUAUUUUAAAACUGUACAUCCAAAUAUUGUUACUGCAUUUUAGUUUUUAAAAUGCAAAUAAGGGUUUCCUAAAAAUAGAGACACCAUCAAGGUCAGCAAGACCUAAGGUGUUAAAAUAAAAAG
Messenger RNA from Chelonia mydas (Green sea turtle), 5164 nucleotides. It is a transcript of the gene VIT, whose product is annotated as vitrin. NCBI's taxonomy places the organism in Eukaryota, Metazoa, Chordata, Testudines, Cheloniidae. The coding region runs from base 109 to 2295 and encodes 728 amino acids. Gene Ontology annotation, cellular component: interstitial matrix. The record is from RefSeq and is a predicted model, not a curated record. Gene Ontology annotation, biological process: positive regulation of cell-substrate adhesion; extracellular matrix organization. The transcript is spliced from 18 exons.